CCGCUAGAGGGCAGUCGUCGCGCUUUUCAUCUACCUCGCUUUUGUUGGCCACAAGACGAGCGGUGGGCAAGGUACAAAUCAUUGCAGGACUUGUGUUUGUUUUCUUGCUUCGACACGCGAAUGCUCAGCAAAGUGCCCAACUUGCAUGCGAAGCCAAUGCACGUUUUCUUUUCUAGCUGUAGUGUUUCGUUUUGCGCUCAAUGCAUCGUAAUGAAGCUUGCCAUAAGCUAGGUAUGGCUAAUAUCAAACGCGAUAAAAGCCAAAACGAUAAACAACAGGAUUUAUAAACCUGUGUAAAUAGUAGGUAGUUUUGUUUGGUAACGCUUAUAAAUACGCCGUUACCCCCUUUCCUUACGUGUUUUCUUAAUUUACAGCCGUUUAGCCAAACUACAAAUAUUAGCUGUCAAUUUUGUGGGGGGGGGGCGCCCUUUUAAGUUAAUUACAACGCUGUAAACUUUGCCAAAUGUCAUCCCUGCGCUUUUUCUUCCCAGCCUUUAUUUUGCGCGCACGCUAAGCAACGUGAUGAGUUUUGACGUGAUGAAACUGAAACUAAACGAGCUCAAGAGCGAGCUCCAGCGUCGCGGUUUGAACGCCAUCGGUCUGAAGGUGGACCUGGUCAGGCGGCUCAAGUCGGCGCUGGACAAGGAAGCACUCGGAAGGGUCCAAACGGAAGAGCUGCAAGCCGAGGCUUUUGCUGGAAGCGACAGCGAUCCACUGCUUGAGGAAGACGGAGGGAGUGACUCGGGAAGCUGCUACGAGGAAGAGGAGGCAGAGUUUGAGGCGGAUUCCGAGUCUGGCUGCAGCACGAUCGACUUAAACGCCAACGCCGAGCUUCCGAAAACUGCCCCCAUACCUGAGAUGGUGGUCAAACUUGAAGUGGAUGAAAAGGAAGACAUCAUCAAAGAAGAAAUGAAGGAGGAACUCAUCAUUGAGAAGAACCCAGAGACGCAGGAGCAGUUGAAGGUGGAGUCGGAGAUAACUGGACAGCACGGCCAAAAGCGACGGUGCGAGGAAAGCAGCGGUGACAACAACUUUGAACAAUCCCAGGAGAAGAGAUCAUGGAACAUGCAAAGAUCUCCCGCCAGUUGGCAGUCUGGAGACGAAAGUAAUUCCAGUUCCACACCUGUUGGCAGUGUGAACAAAGAUGCUUGGAGCAGAGAUGAUGUGGAGGACUUUAGCUGGCAUGAAGCCGGCUGGGAACCAAAUCAAUUCUCCUUCACCGCAAGCCCCGGACCACGGAGCGCCGCCGCCGAGUUGGAUUCCACCUCGCCGGCCGAUUUCCUGGAGCUCUUCCUAACCGCCGAGCUACUCCAACAGAUCGCGGAUUGGACCAACUCGUACGCUACUCGCUAUUUUCAAGCUCAGUCCGAGCGCUUGCCGCAUAGCAGGAGUUGCGGCUGGAAACCCGUGUCAGUCGCAGAACUCAAAACUUUAUUCGGACUCACGUUUAUCACCAGUUAUGUCAAAAAGCCAACAAUUUCAUUAUACUGGAGUAUGGAUGAGGUUGACGCCACGCCCCAUUUCGGCCGAACCAUGCCGAGGAACAGAUUUCAGCUCAUAUGGAAAUUCUUUAAAUUCAACAAUACCACACCGUUGGACAACAAUGACAAAAUGUACAAAGUCCGUCCGGUGUUGGACUACAUCGUGGAAAAGUUCAAGGAGAUGUAUCAACCGGGACAAAACAUUUGCAUUGAUGAGGGGAUGAUGCUUUGUCGGAGCCGCCUAUCCUUCAGAGUCUUCAACCCGAAAAAAAACAUCAAAUAUGGAAUCAAGUCAUACAUAUUAUGCGAUUCCGCCACCGGAUAUUGUUUCAACCUGCAACCCGAUGUCAAGGAAACUCCGAUGACGUCGGAGAUCGUCUUCUCUCUCCUCGAUCGUCUCCCGGGUUAUGGUUAUACGCUGUACAUGAACGAGUCUUACAAUUCCGUAGCAAUGUGUGAGCUUUUAUUGGGAGCGGAAACGAAUAUCUGCGGAAAACUGAAGAACAAUAGGGGGGAACCGAAGAUCUUUAGGAAGGUGACAAAGAAUGAGUUGGGGGUGGAGGACAAGGUUACACGACACAAUAAGAGGGUCAUGGUAGUAGCGUGGCAGGGAAAGCUCUAUGUGACAACUUGCCACAAAGAUAUAUUGAAGGAAGUGCCCCAGAAGGGACAGAAAGAUGAGGGUCCUUCCUCAAAGCCGGAGUGUGUCGCAGCGUACAACUCCUCCAUGACCGGGGUGCAGAAGCUGGACCAAAAAAUUACAUACUACCCCUUCGUCCGAAAGUCGACAGACUGGUCCAAGAAGUUUGUUGCCUAUCUUUUCCAGCUAUGCAUGUUUAAUGCUCAUGUCAUCUACAGAGCAAGGCACCCAGAGGAGCGUAUAACCCUCUUGGAGUUCAUGCGCAGCGUUGUCAAGUCCUGGACUGUGAAGCGCUAUGUUCUGGCGCAGGUAAGAAAGGAUGAGGAGGGAACGUUUGAGAGGUGUGGGGACUUGGUGGCUCACCGGCCUUGUAAAAGGGCACCACCUAGGACUGACCCAGACAGCAGGCUCGACGGGCAGCUUGCCAAGCACAGACUUGAAUACGUGACCACAGCUAGCAGGAGCGUAGACCCACCAAAGCGAUCAGGAAGGAGGUGUAGGGUAUGCGCUCGCAGAGGUUUGCGCAAAGAUACCAGAAUGUGGUGCGUGUCCUGUUGUGUCGCUUUGCAUCCAGGAGAAUGUUUCACAGCUUACCACACUAAACUCAACUACUCUGAAUAGUUGUGUAAAAACAGCAAAGCUAAAUCUGCGGACAGAUUAAUUGAACAAUUCAAAACAUCAUACAUAUUUGUCAUUCGUAAAAAUUGUACAUAGUUGUGUUUGUAUAGUAAAUAUGUUUUCAAUGUUGGUGUCACCAAAGCAGAAACAAAUGUUUUUGACAGUUUUUUUUCUGCAGGUGUUACAAUUUUUGGGGUCAAAACCAAAGGUCAGAGAUGAGACUACAACUCAGAAUUUAAUCACUGAGGUGCUGGUGUCUCUCAAAAUUAUUUUUAAGUUAUUUAUUCUUCAUUAAUUGUGGAGAUUGUGUUUUACUAGAGGUAAUUGUUGUAUAAACGUUUUAAUUGUGCAAUAA
Molecule: messenger RNA, 3094 nt
Organism: Syngnathus typhle (broad-nosed pipefish)
Lineage: Eukaryota; Metazoa; Chordata; Actinopteri; Syngnathiformes; Syngnathidae
Product: piggyBac transposable element-derived protein 4-like
Exons: 6
Coding region: 523-2742 (739 amino acids)
Source: RefSeq, a predicted model, not a curated record